Messenger RNA from Metopolophium dirhodum (rose-grain aphid), 570 nucleotides. RefSeq lists its product as uncharacterized. The transcript has 3 exons. Gene Ontology annotation, molecular function: sequence-specific DNA binding. Bases 97 to 456 code for a protein of 119 amino acids. Lineage: Eukaryota; Metazoa; Arthropoda; Insecta; Hemiptera; Aphididae. The record is from RefSeq and is a predicted model, not a curated record.
UACAUUUGUUAUCUCGUGUGUUGUUUAGUAUCUUUUUUCUAUGGUUAAGAUUUAGACGCUUUUACUGUUUUUAUUUAUUUUUGCUGGUAAUUAAAAAUGCCUAGUUGUCUAGUUUGUGGAAGAACGAACAAUGCCAAAGCUAAAUCGGCUAAUAUAACUUUUCAUAGAUUUCCGCUUAAAGACACUUACAAGAGUAAAUGGUACAAUUUUUUGGGAGAAAAUGGCAUACUACCUGAUAAAGUAUCAAAGACAAGUUUAGUUUGUUCAGCACAUUUUGACGAUUCAUUUUUUGUAAUGGGAAAGGGUAGAAGACUGUUACUUAAACAUGCUAUUCCUACUAAAAUUAUCAACAGAAUAAAAUGUGCUAAACAACAAUACUCAGAAACUGUUACUAAAAGAAUAACAAUUGAAAGAAAAUAUUUCCACCUCGCUGAACAUUCCCAGAGCUUUAAAUAAACGCUACAUUAUUAUUGUUUUGUAAACAAUUAUUUUUAUUUAUUUCACCGUUAUAAUUUUUAACUAAUAGUAGUGUGGUAAAUGUAAAUGUAAAUAUAUUUUAUAAUUUUGAAC